AUGGACUUCACUGCCUCUGACAGAACUCGUCGCUCCGCAGCAGGGACCGACUCUUCCUCUGCACGUGGUCGCCAUAAUCAUUGCAGUAGCGCCAACGCACGCUGCAGCGGUGACGCUGAGUCAUCCGAGCACCGCACCAGCAGCUCGCGACUUCAUCAUCCUCAGCACCGCUACCAACGCCAUCAACAACCGGACGAUCGCGAGCUCAGCGAGAGCAGCUUGGCCACCUCCAGCCUCAAGGAGCGUCGAGGUUCACAGGCACAGGAGCCACAGCACCAUUCGCUAGACGACACGUCGGCUCGGCGCCUCUCCAGCUCCCAGAGCUCGCGACUGCCACCCCGGAGACAUGAGCGGCCUUCAUUGACAGAAGGAUCUGGAGAGCGGCAGGGUUCAUUCGCCGCAACGCCGCUUUCGAGCACCGCCAGUGAGAUGAUGCGAAGCAACAGUGAGUUAGCGAGGCCGAACGGCGUAGCGGCCGUGUUGGCGAAGGACUCAACACCGAUGAACAGUCGCAACGCUGCCGGAAGCACCGCAGUGGCGGCGACGGCGCCAGCACCAUUGCCGUCCUCGUUUCGCCAGUCGCCACCGUCGUCAAACUUCUCAGCGGAGCCUCCAGCGGUGGAAAGCGGUAAUGCUGUGUACAGCAUCGCCUCCGCCUCGCAGUCGUCAGCACACCAACCAGCCUCAUCACAACUGGAGGCGGUCAUCAUACUCUCGUCGCCGACCGCGACUUCCCUGGUGUCGCUGGAAGCUACCACCGCUCAACCCGACAGGAGCGUGCACUCCUGGCAGCAAAGCAUCCGCCUGAGGGCAGAGAACCGGCCGCCAUCGCUCACCUCCGCCGGCCGCUCGGACCACAGCACUGCACGGAGUGAGCCGCCACCUCCACCAGCCCCGCGGCUGACGUCCUCCCAUCGCCUCCACGCAGGCGUCGCAAAUCUGGCGCUGUCCUCAUCGUCCGCCUCGGUGCGGACGCACGCCAGUGAGGCGGCGUCGCAGACGAGCUCGAAACCGAAGAGGGCGUCAGAGGCCCCGAGUGUGUGCGGCGCCGAUAAAGCGUGCAACGAGACCACGGAAGGUGCUGCCGACGGCGGCAUCACCCCCGCGCUCCACCCAUCUGCCGCAGCCUCGUCGGCUGGUGUGUCAGUCGUGGCAGAUGCAGCCGUCACCACGCCUCAACCGCCGUCUGUGCGCUCACGCACAUCGUCCACAGUGGUUGGGGUAGAGCGCAGGAGCGGCCCCUCAGUGUGCCCUGAAGGAGGGGAAGCGUCUAGCACGGCAAGGAGUGCGGCAAGCUCGGUGCACCAGCAGCUCCUGCCGAGGGGUGACUCGUACCAGGAGAGCCAAAGCCGCCCUCGCCACGGCAGCGGUGCGCGUCUGCCGUCUCCAGCCUCGGCAUCGCUCACGCCAGCGUCGUCCGUUGCCCCCACCUCCCCCCUCAAGGCUUCAGGGCAGCAGGCCAGUCAACGCUCCUUUCGUGCGGUGGCGUCGCUAUCGUCGCCAUCCGUGGCUGACGCACCCGCACCGAGCAGAGCCCGUGGCUCUAUGACUCCUCGAUCCUUGAAUGACUCGCGCCGCAGCGCGUCACCGUUGCAGCGGCGCAACUACCAAGUGAGCGUCACCAGCCACGCCACGACAGCCGUUGAGCCCUUCCGCCUCAGCACGGAGUGCCGCAGCACAAUCCGGCGUACGGCAUCGCCUUGCUGCGCAUCUCGGAACCCGCUUGCCGAGGUGCCUGCGCAAGAGCUGCAGCGGGUAGUAAACUUGCCGCGCCAGGUACGCACCGCUCCCGGCAUCUCGCGCCUGGACAUCACCUUCGAGGAGGACGCGAAGGAGCUGUACAGGCAGACGCAUCUUGUUGAUCCACUCCUGCUGCGCCGCCCCGGGCGGCGCCAGUUUUAUAUCCCUGAGCAGGCAGACCUGUUUGGGAUGUACCCGGAGCCGCUGAUGACAAUGGACGAGGACGGCAACGAGGUCAUCGCGCACCUCGCGCCGAUCCCGAUCCAAGGUCAGCGCUGCGUACAGCCGAAGCGGCGAUCCAGCGCUGUGUCACCAAAGAGCAGCGCUGAUCACGACACCAGCGACAAAUCUGCGUCGCCGCCACCGAUGGCCCCUGCCCCCAGCGUCCAGCGCGGGAAGGCUACCGGAGCUGAUGCACCGGAGGGCAGGAACGGCGAGGGGGCGGUGGUUCGCCCCGGCCGCAGUCUCUCCAGUUUCGUUGCCGGGUACGGUGAGGAGGCGGCAGCGAAGGGCAGUGGUGGACUCACACCGCCGCGUAGGCGCGUCAUCAGCGAGAUUACCGCGUCGUACCGACGUAACAUGGCGGCCAACACGGGACUCACCGGCCAUAGUCGGCGCGAGUCACUCAGGCCCAACUGUCUACCCUUACCGGGCGGCCCAGAGACGGCAUCACCGGCAUCGGUGAGGUUAUUGUCGCCUGACGUGAUGAUGGCGGUAGUCGUCUCCCAGACCCCGAGUCCGUUUGCCCCCAUGCAGCCCACGCCGUCCUCAGAUACGGGUAAUGUCAUGCAAACCUCGAACAGUGACCACGAGUAUGCGCAGUCGAUAGCAGCGCGCCCGGCGACCGCAGUCGCACCGCUGCAGGAUCAGCAUCAGCAGCAGCAGCAGCGUGGCAACGACGUAGUGGUGUUGAGUAAAGUUGAGGAGUACAGCCGCCGUGUGCAGUCGGUGACAUCCAUCACGAUACCCGCGCGGACAUUCCCCGUGACAGCGGAGGAUGUUCUUCAGCCCUCCUUAGCGGCUAGGGCAGGAAACCACUGCAGUCACAGCCAAGGCAUCUCCAUGCCAGUGAAACCGGCCGUGGUCGCACCAUCGACGCGCGUCAGUACCAGCACUGCAGUGCAGCUCGAUGCGACGUCCAUGGCGACGGAGCGGCGAAGCCGUCGAGCGAGCGGCCAUGAAGGAGCGGAGAACGAGGCAGAGAAGGCACCAGCGUCAUCUUUGGCCACCAUCGCCUCUCCUCCCAACGAGGCCGCCAAUCGCAGGAGUAGCAGCGACAGGGCUGGCCCCAGCGCCGCUCCUGUUGCUGCUGGUGCUCCCAGAGAGCCGAAGAAGACACCAAGGGACUCGCACCGAAGCUCAGCAACCUCGAAGUCAGCUUCACUGCCGCGGCAGGCGGAACAGCUUCAACCUGCUGAAUCAGAGGCGCUGGCAGCCACCGCCUCACAGCCGACGGCACCGACGCCCAAGACGGCGGCGUCGCGGGCCGCCGUAGAUCGGUCACCUGAGCUGCAGAUCCUGACGGCACGCCGACACGUAGACCCGAGUCCCGUACCGAUAUCCCCGCUGUCCGAGUCGUCGUCGCAGCCGCAGCGCGCAAGACAGGUGAUGCAGGGGCCCAAGUUCAACCCAGGAAAAUUUGGGUGGUACCCAGUCCGCAACAACAGCGUCGCCGAACAUUUCCCUCAUCUGAGGCACCAACUUUCCUGUUCCCACCCGCUACGAACCCAAGCCGAAAGCAAACAGCCAACAGUGGAACCCGAAAAGCCAUCACCCCCCCCCAAAGG
Messenger RNA from Leishmania braziliensis MHOM/BR/75/M2904, 3527 nucleotides. RefSeq lists its product as hypothetical. NCBI's taxonomy places the organism in Eukaryota, Euglenozoa, Kinetoplastea, Trypanosomatida, Trypanosomatidae. The record is from RefSeq and is a predicted model, not a curated record. The transcript has a single exon. The annotation marks the transcript as partial.